Messenger RNA from Trypanosoma brucei brucei TREU927, 1467 nucleotides. RefSeq lists its product as hypothetical. The coding region runs from base 1 to 1467 and encodes 488 amino acids. The record is from RefSeq and is a predicted model, not a curated record. NCBI's taxonomy places the organism in Eukaryota, Euglenozoa, Kinetoplastea, Trypanosomatida, Trypanosomatidae. The transcript has a single exon.
AUGAAUGAAGAUGAUAUUCUCUUUGCUCAACCACAGGUAUCGUCCUCACGGAGUGGUGAAGGAUAUUUAAUGGAUGUGACAACCACUGCAAUAACUUCAGAACCAUCGAAGUCUGAGGCUAGCAAAUGGCAAGGAUCACCACUGGAUAGUGUUUCUGCUGAAAGUAAGGCCGCUGACGUUAAGGGGGAAACUUCCGAUCCAGUGCAACUGUGGGGUGACACUCAACAAAGUAAGAAUGAAAAUGGAGAUUGGGAUGAUGGUGAUGAUUUUGGUGAUUUUGUGGAAAGUGCACCUUGCGUUUCAGAGGCCUCCGCCCGUCCAUCAGCGGCGGUUGGGGCCCAUAGUGAAAAGGUGGACGAAUGGGGAGAAGCCGUCGAGGCAGCAACCGCGUCGAAUGUGGCGGUUCAAGGUAUUGAGAAAGAAGAACCCAAAAACGAAGCAACUUCCAAGAAUGUUGGAAUAACGGGCUCGGCGGUUGCUUGGGGACGGUGCGAUACCACUAGUGGAGGUAUAUCGCACAAAGACCCCCUUUCAAUCACGUUCAAUGGUACGUCAAGUGGUAAUACCUUCGGUGCGCAAACCUUUACAAGCAACAACACUUAUGGGAGCGCCAACAACAACAGUCCUGGCGUUGACGAUGAUGAGUGGAUGGAUUUUCAAGAAAAUGGUCCUACCACCGUGCAACCUAGUAAACCACUGUCUGCUACGUCAACUAGUGCUUCUUUCCCAAUGGACUGUGGGUUGGCCGGAUCACUUUCUCUUCUUAGUGGGGGAGGAAAUUUUGAAUUUGAGCAAGAUUUUGAUACAGCGUUGUUAGCGAAACAACUUUUCAGCUUUACGGGAUGCACGGUGGACACUUCUGCAGGCGCAAACAGGAAGAUGGAUUACCACACGAACACAUGGGCACUAGAGGGUACAAGUAACCAGCGGGAAAGCUAUUCAGCUGGUGAUAUUGUUACAGCGAUGAUGGAAGCAUUCUUCUUCAGGCGGCGAAAAAUUGACAAAAAUGUUGCAGGCACCUUUCAGGGUGUGGGAACGUUGUUCGUUUCCCACAUCAGUGAAAUGGCAGCCCGUAAACUGCGUAACUCAACACAGUCUCUCCAAAAUAUGAAUCUUGGGGCCACAAUGGGAGGAAAAAUGGAAGAAAGGUGGGAUGUGAUUGGGGACGUUGACCCCGUAACUGCGGUUCGUAUUGCUGAGCUUCACACCAUUCGGUUCUUUAGCAACACAGAUUCCUUUCUGCUACAGCCAAUGGAAGCACAAACGUGGCAGGUGGCGAAAGGGCCGAUACCCAUCUGUGAUGUCAUUGCGAAAGUGAAGGCACUAAACGCCGAACGACAGAAGCAACAGCAGUACCAGUCUGUGACUGAUGUAACAGCGGACCUGUGGACUGUGCACCCGCUUUUACCCACGCCACAUAUUGGUGGCAGUGUCUCACCUGCACCGUCUUUGCAGCUUCCGUUCUGA